GUGUGAAAAAAAAUCUUUACUUUGGGUACCAUGGUAACAUUUAUUCUUGAAAAGUUGGAAUUAAUCGGUAUUCCACACUAUGCUUUCUGUAGAACUGAAGAUGUCUAGCUUUAUUGUACAUGUAAGUCUGUAAGCCUGAUUAAUUAUGGACGAAGAAGUGAGGAUAACAUUGGCGGACAACGAGAUCAACGCAGCAGACGAAUCCCAGGACGACGCCGGACAGCAGGCGACGGGAGGAGUGGCGGGAAACGGGACUCAGAAAAUAGAACCAGACGUCUUCAUCCUGAUGGGGAAGGACGUGAGAGAUGAUCUGGUCGAUAACGACGAGAGGAGCGACUACGAGGAAGAUGAUGACGAGGAAAGUGACGAUGAGCCGCUGCGAGAUAAAUUUAUUUUGGAGGAGCACCAGGACCCCGCCUCUAACUUCCCAAACACAAGGGCUGGGAAAGCUCGUUAUAUGGUGGGUAGAGUUAUGGAGCACAUAGCCUUCCACCUGUUGACGAUUCUGCUGAUUCUGUUGGACGUCUCUAUAGUGAUCACGGACUUAGCGGCGGGGGAGGCGGCUCACCAUCACGAGGAGUUAGAAAUCUGUAGCAGGAUCAUCAUCAUCUACUUCACCAUAGAAGUCAUGUUCAGGAUCUUUUAUAAAGGGGAUGACUUUUUCCGUCAUUGGGCUGAUAUAUUAGAUAUGAUUGUUGUGUUUGGAACCUUUAUUAUAGACUUCACUCUAAGUGGCUACGCACGAUUAAGUAUCAUUGGACGAACGGUGCGGAUUAUCCGGGGAUUGAGAGGUGUGUACAUUAUGUACUCGGAGUACCGCAUGUUUAAGAAAGCCACAAGGAGGGUCGUGUCCCAGAACAAGAGAAGGUAUAGGAAAGAAGGCUUUGAUCUGGACCUCUGUUAUGUUACAGAGCGAGUGAUUGCCAUGUCCUUCCCCUCCUCAGGCGUACGGUCUCUGUACAGGAACCCUAUCAGAAAGGUUGGGAAAUUUUUGGAUAAGAAGCACUCCAACCACUAUAAAGUCUAUGACUUGUGCAGUGAACUGACAUACAAUAGAGAUGUUUUCCACAACAGAGUCGAAAAAGUUAGAGUAGACGACCAUAAUGUUCCGAGACUCAAGGAUAUGAUCAACUUCUGUGAAGAUGUUAAGGACUGGUUAAAAGCAGACGAGAGGAACAUUAUAGCUGUCCAUUGUAAAGGUGGAAAAGGGCGAACGGGAACCAUGAUAUGUACCUGGCUGAUCCAUACUGAAUUAUUUGAACAAGCUCAGGAGAGCUUGAACUACUUUGGAGAGCGACGAACAGACAGACGGGAAGGAAAAAUGUUCCAGGGGGUAGAAACACCUAGCCAGAGCCGUUACGUCGAGUAUUAUGAGAAAGUAAAAUGGGAUCUUGGUGGAGAGUUACCUCCCAUUAGAAGAAUCCGAAUCUCUUCCAUACACAUUACUUCCAUCAAAGGCGUGGGUAAGGGUAACGGGUCAGACCUCGGUCUCCAAAUCUGGCUGGGGGACAAAAAGUGUGGGGAGUGGAAAUUCAGCAAUCCAGAGCACGUCAAGUUAGAAUACUCAAAAGAAGAGGAUUACAUUGACAUUACAUUAUUACAUUGCCCUCCUCUCUCGGAAGACGUCAAAUGCCGUUUUAUAUCUACAUCUAGAAACAUUCCAAAAGUUUACGAUAACUGCGCAUUUUAUUUCUGGUUCCAUACUGCCUUUAUUGAGAAAAAUAGAUUAUACAUACCCCGGGAUGAGAUAGACAAUCCACAUAAAAAACGAGCACAGAAAGCUUUCAGGGAAUCCUUCAGCGUCACAGUCAACUUCAAAGGGAGAUAACGUCUACCAUGUCAAGGGAGGCCACUGUCUACUUACCUCUUCUUGAUCUCAUUUUAUGACAAGUACACUCAGAUUUUUAUCGUGUUUAAGAUUCCCUGUGAAUUUUACUUCUCCAUGCUCUUUGUUAAACUGGCAGCUAGAUAUUUCACUUUUAUAGUAUGCAUAUUUUUAAAAUACAGAAAUUACAUUUUACAAUUGACCUAUUGACUAUCAGGAUGACUUGCAUAAAAAUUAAAAAUGUUGAGAGAGAGAGAGAGAGAGAGAGAGUUAAAUGUACUAGUUACUGUAGUAGUAAUGUAAAAUAGAUAUGUGAUUUUUAAAAUUGAUAUGUGAAAUAAAAUUCAGGGCAUUGUUUGUAGAUUUGUAAUUAGAAUAUACCUAAACAUUGAUAAUUUAGUAUAAUAUUA
Messenger RNA from Saccostrea cuccullata (small rock oyster), 2235 nucleotides. RefSeq names its product phosphatidylinositol 3,4,5-trisphosphate 3-phosphatase TPTE2-like. The transcript has 15 exons. Gene Ontology annotation, cellular component: cell projection; cytosol; nucleus. Gene Ontology annotation, biological process: regulation of phosphatidylinositol 3-kinase/protein kinase B signal transduction; phosphatidylinositol dephosphorylation; transmembrane transport. Gene Ontology annotation, molecular function: phosphatidylinositol-3,4,5-trisphosphate 3-phosphatase activity; monoatomic ion channel activity; protein tyrosine phosphatase activity. Lineage: Eukaryota; Metazoa; Mollusca; Bivalvia; Ostreida; Ostreidae. The coding region runs from base 146 to 1828 and encodes 560 amino acids. The record is from RefSeq and is a predicted model, not a curated record.